AUGUCAGGCAAGAGAGUGCUCGACGCCAUCGCUCUCCUCAGUGCCUCCAAGAAUGUCGUCGCCAAACACUUCGACAUACGGCUCGCACAAGCGUCAGUAUACACCCAGACAUCUUCGAUAUUCAAGGCCGUGAGGACACAAGCUCCAGCGCCGUUCGCUGCCGCUGCUCAGAACUUCAGCAAUGCUGUCUACAGAGGAGCCAAAAGUCGAGAGGGGAUCGAGCAGGACCACUUCUACGAACGAUCGCAAGAGCACGAGGCAGCGGACGCCCCGCCACGGCAAGAUCUAGAUGUCGACCAACGCGAGGCUGGACGGCGUCCAUAUCCUGAUGGAACGAUACCUCCCGAGAACAGUCCUGUGGGUGCAGAGAAAGGCGAUCCAGAGUCCUUCAGUCGAAGACCUUUAGGAGAAUUUGUCCAGCACCCUGUAAGAGCAGAAGAUGGCAUGACUGUCGACUCUUCCGGAGCCUCCACCAUACCAGAACCGUCUGUGGCAAAGCCCAUGUCUUCCUUGGAAGCUCGCGAAGCCCAGCGAAUGGCUGAAGAUCAGAUACCGGCGACAAGCGCAGAUCCGCCAACAGAAGAAAUGAUGAAGGACUUCACGAUAGAGCAGGAGCAAGAUGUAUUCUACCAGCCACCAGGGACCGCCUCGCCCGUCCUCUCGGCACUACCACGCACCCGAGUACCAAAGAUCGAGAACGACUUUCAAGGCGGCGACUCUCACAUUCCGAAGGACAUUAAUGCCGACGUCUACUAUCACGGAAGCAAAGAGGGAGAGGCUGGCCACGCUGAGGCUGAGCCGACGGACGAAGAGCUAUCCCAGAUAUUUCACAACCCACGGGUCGCUAGUAUGCUGGGCAGGGGCAAGGCAAAGUAUGCUCCAGGAGGCAUCGCUGGCAGGAAGUUCCAUACAAGCGCUCGGAUGUCACAGAAGAGCGCAGAGGCGGAGAAGAAAGACAUUGAGAACCUUGCCGCGGAGAUGGCCAAGGAUGCUCAGCAAGCACCGUCAGUGAAGCAAGCCAAACCGUACGAGAUGCGAGAGUCGCGUGUCCCGUCGUCACGCUUCGGUCGCAUAGUCGAGUACGGCGGCCUAGCUGCGUCCAUGGCCUUUGGUGCAGUAAGCGAAAGCGUGAGCAGAUCCGGCGGAUCGAAUGGGUCAAUCUGGUUGAGCGCAGCAAACAUGGAAAGACUUGUGGCGAAGCUCUCGAAGAUGCGUGGAGCUGCUCUGAAAUUGGGCCAGAUGAUGAGCUUUCAAGAUUCCAAAAUGUUACCGAAGCCGAUACAUGAUGUGUUGCGACGGGUACAGGAUCAAGCAGACUACAUGCCUGCAUCACAGCGGAAUCAGGUCAUAGAGGCAGAUCUAGGAGCGAAUUGGAGGAAUCUUUUCAUGCAAUUCGAUGAGAAGCCCAUCGCUGCAGCUUCGAUCGGUCAGGUGCACAGCGGGACGCUGAAAGAUGGCAGGAGGGUAGCUGUCAAAGUGCAAUAUCCAGGUGUUGCAGACUCGAUAUCGUCCGACCUCAAUAAUCUGUCCUUGCUUCUGACCGCGUCACGACUGCUUCCGAAAGGUCUCUAUCUAGACAAGACCAUUGCCAAUGCUCGAACAGAGCUCGGCUGGGAGUGCGACUAUGUGCGGGAAGCAGAUGGGGCGCGAAGAUUCAAGAAGCUGCUGGCGGACGAGCCCGAUGUCUUUGCUGUUCCAACUAUCAUCGAUGAAGCAUCAGGAAAGAGGGUGUUAACCAUGGAGAUGAUGGAAGGCACAGCCAUCACCAAAAUCCCAGACUUUACGCAAGAGCAGAAGGACUGGAUCGGCACUCAGAUCCUCCGCCUCUGCUUGAGAGAAAUCAUCGAAUUUCACUACAUGCAAUCAGAUCCCAACUGGACCAACUUCCUGUACAAUCGAGCAUCGAACAAGCUUGAGCUCCUGGACUUUGGCGCCUGCAGAGACUACCCGGAGAAAUUCAUCAAGCUGUACACCCAGGUCUUGGAUGCUGCUUCAAGAAGUGAUCGAAAGGGCGUUGCAGACUUUUCGACCGAGCUGGGCUAUCUCACAGGUUAUGAAUCGAAGACGAUGCGCGAGGCUCACGUCGAUUCCGUCAUGACGUUGGCUGAGCCGUUUCUGGACGACGCACCAGACGUUUAUGACUUCCGAGACCAGACGAUCACUGACCGAGUCCGUGGUCUCAUUCCCGUGAUGGUCCGGGAGCGUCUUGCUCCGCCUCCUGAGGAGACAUACAGCCUGCAUCGGAAGCUGAGCGGGGCGUUUCUGCUGUGCGCGAAGCUCGAGAGCCGCGUUCCCUGUAAGAGCCUCUUCCAGGAUGCAAUGAAGAAAGCUGGCCUGCGGUGA
Messenger RNA from Cyphellophora attinorum, 2343 nucleotides. RefSeq names its product Atypical kinase COQ8, mitochondrial. Bases 1 to 2343 code for a protein of 780 amino acids. Gene Ontology annotation, molecular function: kinase activity. The transcript has 2 exons. The record is from RefSeq and is a predicted model, not a curated record. Lineage: Eukaryota; Fungi; Ascomycota; Eurotiomycetes; Chaetothyriales; Cyphellophoraceae. Gene Ontology annotation, cellular component: extrinsic component of mitochondrial inner membrane. Gene Ontology annotation, biological process: ubiquinone biosynthetic process.